Molecule: messenger RNA, 1911 nt
Organism: Caenorhabditis sp. 36 PRJEB53466
Lineage: Eukaryota; Metazoa; Nematoda; Chromadorea; Rhabditida; Rhabditidae
Source: the annotation of a GenBank genome assembly
AUGCUUGAGUCCCUGCUACUCUGUCUCGUGGCUCUUCUCGUGCCGACAGUCGCCUGGCCAGAUGGUGCUCCGUGCGUUCACGCCGCUUUCGAGAGCAUGAAUCCGUUGGAAGCGGUUGAGCAUCAGGGAGGACUUCAGUUGACGACGCCCCCGUACGAGAUUGCAGUGGAUCAGAAGUGCUACUGGAGAAAUCAGCCGAUCGGAUGUGAGUUUGAGACCAUUCAAACCAAAAUAUUGCAAUUCGUUCUAGUGACUCUGCAAGGACUUAACGAGUCCGUCUGGUUCAAGGGAUUCGUGAUUCAACCGUUCAAAUGGAACAACGAUCAGUUGGGAGAGCGAUUCGGACAGCUGGUCCGGCUGGACGAUAACGGAUCGUGGCAGCAGCAGUGCUUCAGGUAUCAAGUCUCGGCCACGCACUCCCACGACGAAAAGAAGAAGCACAUCAAGAUGUGGUGGAAAGUGGACGAUGAGGUGGACACUGUCCAGUUCGUGUGAGUUCUUCCCUUUUCCUCUGUGCAUCCAGACACCUUCCUUCUUUUCAGUGCGACGGUCGUCAAGCAUCAGACGCAGUUCUGGGUCAAAUCGGUGCGUUCCCGUCCGCUACCGCCGUGCCGUCUCAAUCGGGACGGGUUCCCGGGCUAUCAGGCGCCGGCGCCGUCAAUUCCUCCGCAAGUGAAGCAGUUCAAAAUGGAGACGUUCCGAGUGUUCGACAGCAUUGUGCGUAGGCGGCCGUUCUAACUGCUCUCCUCUCCGCACCGCUUGUUUCAGUUCUCCCGAUCUCACCACUCUCUUUUCAGUUCUUUUGCUUUCAUCUCCUCCCACUUUGUUUGUAUUUAUGAUGAAAUAUAGAUCAGUUGCACGUAUGUUUCGUUCGGCUUAUGCAUUUAGCUAAUGUGCCGUAGAGCGCACUUCCAAAACGUCCCUAAAACAUUCAAAUUGUUGUAGGGAGCCCAGGCGCUCGAGCAGGCUCAACUUCAGCAACAGCAGCAGCAGCAGCAGGUCAAACCUUUUUUUCCAUCGCACUUUUGUUUUAAUUUCAGAGCCAUUGCACCCGUAGCUUCUUGAAUUGCACCCUAAUUAGACACCCUAACUGUUGCCCUGUUCAGCCACAACCAGCCUCAACCACUCCGCAUUUGACGAGAAUUAUCCCAGUGGCAGGUAUGGAAAUCAUGCAUAGACGUAUGUGGAUAAGACUCUUAGAACUGACAAUUUUCGUUGACUGACAAAGUUCGCUCCGAUGAGACUUCUCCGUGGAGCGCUUUUUCUUCUCUCUUGUUUCUUUUCGGUUCUCUCAUCAGUUCGUAGAGCAGACGCCGCCUUUCCUUUUGUUCUCUGUAGUCAUAGCGGUUUCGUUCAGACGGCUUCAAUCGCGGAUCUUCUGGUGAUGCUCAAGUGAUGACGACGACAGAAACGCCCACGCAAGCUCCGUUCGCUCAACAGUCAGUCUUCGUCAUUUUUCAAGAACAUCUUCAAUGUUUCCGUUAUUUCAGACCGAUUGUCCAGCAGACAUUCCGUCCGAUUCCACCAGUAUCUUUUCCUUUCCCACGAGCUUUGCACUCCAAUUCCCCUCAUUUUCAGCGUCCUCGGCAACGAGUGAUUGCUCAGCAGCCGUCCUCGGUCUUCACUCAAAAUAACAACGUUUUCUUCCAAAGAAGGCGCGGCCAGAGCAACUUCGCCGCCGGCCGACAGAAUGUUUUCCAACAACAAGCACUGCAGCAGGCAGUCGGAGGAGGCGGUGGAGAACGUGAGUCUCUUCUAGAUGAUCUCCUCAGAAGAAUACGUUCAGAAUGUGUGGAUCGGGAUCCGCAGGGAAGGUGUCCUCAAUGGCGUCAGUUCUGCUCAUCGCCAACUCAUCAGCGGUACUUGACGAGCUUCUGCGCGAGAACUUGUGGCCUGUGCCGCCGUCAUUGA